Glycine soja is the source of this 2411-nucleotide messenger RNA. Its product is annotated as WEB family protein At1g12150-like. Lineage: Eukaryota; Viridiplantae; Streptophyta; Magnoliopsida; Fabales; Fabaceae. The record is from RefSeq and is a predicted model, not a curated record. The coding region runs from base 358 to 2010 and encodes 550 amino acids. The transcript is spliced from 3 exons.
CCCAAUGCUUACACAAUUACGCACAAUAAAAGGUCUUUUUGUAUUUGACCACCCUGUUUGGUUGGUAUGUACUGUCAGCCCCAGCACAAACCUCUCUGUCCCUUGAGCUAAAAUAGAAUAACUAAUUCUACAUCCCAGCACAUUUAACCAACCAAAAUCUGGGAUGUUCUUUUCAAAGGGCCCUGAACUUUCUAAUGUCAAAAGUUGGACUCAAGGAACCUAUGCUUUCAUCAGGGUUCUUUUGAGUUCCAACACCUUUGCUUUGGAAAUUGAUUCGACCUGAUCAAGUGAAAGACAGAUUCUUCAGGCUUCAUCUUUGUUUCUUUCACACCAUUUUUCCAAUUUAGAGCAAAGAAAAUGAAUGGCCUCAAAAAGUUGAAUUCUCCAAGGGGAGAGGUUGGAGAGAUAGACACAAGGGCGCCAUUCCAAUCAGUCAAAGCUGCUGUUAGUUUAUUUGGGGAAGUAGCCAUCACUAGAGACAGAUUUUCUGUCAAGAGAAGAUCAUCAGAGAAUGUAUAUGAAAAGGAGACGCAGCUUAUCUUGGCCCAAAAGGAAUUAAACAAGAUAAAGAAACAGGUAAAUAAUGCUGAGGCCAUCAAAACCAAAGCACUUUCUGAGCUUGAGAAUGCCAAGGAGAUCCUUCAGAAUUUGACAAGCAAGCUGGCUAACGUGAGAGAAUGCAAGCAAUCUGCAAUGAAAGCAGCUGAAUUGGUGAGGAACCAGAGCAAGCGAUUUGAAAAGACACUAUCCCUAAAAACCGUGGGAUAUGAAGUUUGGAGAAAAGAACUAGAUCAUGCAAGAAAAGCGUACACCACAACUAUAACUGAACUAGAUUCCUCCAAGCAACAACUCACCAAAAUAAGGCAGGAUUUUGAUGCAGUUUUGGAGGCAAAGCUGGCAGCACUCCAAGCAGCAGGAGAGGCUCAGUAUUCAGCAAAAUUAAACUCAGAAAGGAUUGGUGAACUCUCAAAUGAAAUUGCAACCAUGAAAGCAUCAAUUGAACAAUUGAAACUUGCCUCUGAACAAUCCCAAGAAGAAAAUGAAGCCCAACUUGUUGGUUAUUACAAAACGGCCAAGCAAGAAGCACAGAGAAACUUGGAGUCCUUAAAGAAUGAAUACGACUCUGAACUCAUGCAAAGUCUAGACGUCAAACUUGCUCAAACAAGUGCUGAGAUUGAGGCUCUUCAAGAGAAAAUUAAGAAGCUGCAUGCUUCUAAGAUGGAUUCUGUGAGGCUUCUAACUUCAGAGCUUAAAGAAGCCACAAAGACACUUGAGGAGGUUGCUGAAGAAAAGAACUCCCUUAAGAAACUGGUGUUUUCUCUUAGGACAGAAUUGAAGCAAGUUAAGAAGGAGCAAGAUGAAGUGAAGGAGAAGGAACAUGCAGCAGAAGCUCUUGCUGCUAACCUCACUAGUAAACUGCAAGGGAGCAUGAGAGAUGCAAGGCCUAAGCCAGGCACUGUCGAUGACUUAGAAGCAAAUAUCUUCUAUGUGCAGAGUGUGAAGAUUUGGAAGUUACAAUUGGAAACUGAAGGUGCAAGAAAAGAAGCAGAAGAGAUGAGGAGAAAAGCUCAAGAGCUGAAGCAAGAAGCUGAAAAAUCAAGGGCUGUGGCUAAAGAAGCAGAGGAAAAGCUUGAGCUCGUUCUGGUGGAGGCUGAAGAGGCAAAAGCAGCAGAACAAAGAGCCGUUAAGGAGAUCAAGAUUUUGUCUGAAGUGGGUAGAGUCCCGUACUCAAAAUUCAAUGGCAAGAUCAAGAUGUCAAAUGAAGAGUUUGAGGCACUGAGAGCAAAGGCCAAGGAGUGUGAGGAUUUGGUUGAAAAGAAAGAAGCAAUUGUGAUGGCAGAGCUGCAGGAAAUCUAUGCAAGAAAGAAUGAAGUGGACAGAAAGGUGGAAACUAAUCUGAAGGCAAUUGAGGAAACAAAGGCUGCAGAGGAGACGGCUUUGUGGAGUGCAGAGAUGGCAGAUUCUGCAAAAGUGGCAAUUGAAAGUGAACUUAGGAGGUGGCGUCAAUAACAAGAAAAGCUGAUACCAGAUGCUGCUUCUCAGAAAUUGGAGCAUUCUGCAGCACCAAUCUCGUUGACCAUCUAGAAUAGAAGUCAAAUCUUGAAGAUGUAGAUGGGAAAGGAAGUAACUUGGUUAUUGUGUUGCCUUUCUGCCUUUAUCUUGGAAGAUGGGCCAUCAACUCUUCCAGUAUGCUUGGAAACUGUGUUGAUAUUUCCGUCUUUCAAAAACAAAUGGAAUGUGCAAAUGCAAUUUCUCAUUGCCAACAACCUGCUUUUUUUCUUGUUCCUAGGGCCCUUAAUUAACAACUCUCUGGCUCUUGUAUAUUCCAAGGAAAAACUAAGUAGCUGUUCUUUAUGCACAAUCACGCAAAGCUGAACAAGGUUUUCGAGUACAGGACAUAAAGCAUGCAA